ACAGGCGACAGCGGCAGGACUGCCAGUCAGCUCACCAUGGGCUCCUCGACAAGUCGGCCGUUUUGCUGACAGCCGCUGAGAAGCAUCAGAGGGGCUACAACAUGAGGACUGAAGAAAAGCAAACAGAGCCUGGUGUCAGACAGCCAAAUUAGGAAGGAAGGAAGACCACCUGGACAUUGGCAAACCACAGGACCACCUCAGGAUAAGCAAAAAAAAAGGCCACCAAGAAGCAAUAAGUAGAAAAGCCUGGAGAUCCAACAUGCAGAGCAAAGAGGAAACUUGGUACGUGAUGGUGGAGCUGAUCAUUGGCCUGUUGGCAUGCUUGGGCAACACGGUGGUCAUCUGGGCGGUGAAGCUCAACCACAGACUCAGGGAGCCCACCUUCUAUUUCAUCGUCUCCCUGGCCGUGGCGGACAUAGCGGUGGGCGCAGUGGUCAUUCCUCUGGCGGUGGUGAUCAACUUUGGGCUUCAAACCCACUUUUAUAGCUGUCUCUUCCUUGUUUGCAUUCUGCUGGUGCUGACCCAGAGCUCCAUCAUGUCUCUGCUGGCCAUUGCGAUUGACCGCUAUCUGCGUGUCAAAAUAGCCAAGAGGUACAAGAGCAUCGCUACAAGACAGCGAGUCUGGAUCGCCAUUGGCCUGUGCUGGGCAAUUUCAGUGGUGCUGGGUUUUCUGCCCAUGUUUGGCUGGCACAGCAAGGAAGAGUUACAGGGCACAAACACUUCCUGCUUGGUCAAUUGUACGUUCUUGGCUGUGGUCAGCAUGUCCUACAUGGUCUACCUGAACUUUGCGUCAGUGCUCGCCCCUCUGCUCAUCAUGGUGGUUCUGUACCUGGAAAUAUUUUAUCGCAUCAAAAAACACCUGAAAGUCAGUGUUGCCAGUUCAGGAGAAUCCAAUAAGGAUUACCGAAAAGAGCAGAAGCUGGCCAAGUCCGUCACCUUGGUCCUCUUUAUGUUUGCUGGGUGUUGGCUUCCCCUGCACAUUGUAAACUGCAUCAUCUAUUACAACAAAAUCACCGAUGUGCCCAGAUAUAUCAUCCUCAUUGGCAUCUCCCUGACACACAGCAACUCGGCCAUCAACCCAUUCAUAUAUGCACUCAGAAUCGGCAAAAUCCAAGAGCCAUUAUUGUACAUCUGGAAAAAGUACUUUUUGUUCAAAGACAACUCCAGCCAGACGCCGGAAGAUAAAGAAGAAGUGGCCAGCAAGGCUGGUGCCAGUCAGACAGAGUGCCCCUUCGACGAGUCUGGUGACAGGCCCAAAACGGGCCCUGCGAUGACCUGCCACCCUGUCCCAAAGCUGGCUGCUCUCCUGCACUCGAUGCUGCCAAGAUAAACUCAGGCCCGCUGUCACCAUGAACUGGAUUCAGAAGGAAUGCUGAUGUUUUGAAGCUCCAUUACAAAGUGAACCAAGUGGAAGUCGGUGCAGAUUGUUGCAGAAUACUGUGUAUUCACCAUUAAAGUGCUGGACUGGCAAAGGUCUUCAGAUUAAAACUGCAAAAAUAUAAACUAAUAAAAUCAUACUAAACUGC
Polypterus senegalus (gray bichir) is the source of this 1526-nucleotide messenger RNA. RefSeq names its product adenosine receptor A3-like. Gene Ontology annotation, cellular component: membrane; dendrite; synapse. Gene Ontology annotation, biological process: G protein-coupled adenosine receptor signaling pathway. Gene Ontology annotation, molecular function: G protein-coupled adenosine receptor activity. Bases 260 to 1330 code for a protein of 356 amino acids. The transcript is spliced from 4 exons. The record is from RefSeq and is a predicted model, not a curated record. NCBI's taxonomy places the organism in Eukaryota, Metazoa, Chordata, Cladistia, Polypteriformes, Polypteridae.